Molecule: messenger RNA, 900 nt
Organism: Helianthus annuus (common sunflower)
Lineage: Eukaryota; Viridiplantae; Streptophyta; Magnoliopsida; Asterales; Asteraceae
Exons: 1
Coding region: 1-900 (299 amino acids)
Biological process (GO): DNA integration
Molecular function (GO): nucleic acid binding
Source: RefSeq, a predicted model, not a curated record
AUGUCACACUUUCCGAGUUCAAAUGGGUUCUUAUAUAUUCUAGUGGCGGUGGACUAUGUCUCGAAGUGGAUUGAAGCCUUUCCUAUAAGAACGAAUGAUCAAUCGGUUGUUUGCAAAUUCGUUCAAUCCAACAUCUUUGCUCGUUUCGAUAUUCCAAGAGUGAUUAUUAGUGAUGGUGGGUCGCAUUUUAAGAACUUUAAUUUCGGAAAACUAUUGAAGCGGUAUAAUGUGAAUCACCGGAUCGCUACACCGUACCAUCCGCAAACAAGUGGACAAGUCGAAGUGUCCAACCGUCAAAUUAAAGAAAUUCUCAUGAAAACGGUUCGAACAGAUAGACAGGAUUGGUCAAGCAAACUAGACGAUGCAUUGUGGGCAUAUCGGCGGCCUACAAAAUUCCAAUUGGUACAACUCCUUACCGGGUCGUGUAUGGAUGGGUUGUCACUUACCAAUGUAAAGUUAGCUCACCGGGCACAUUGGGCAAUCAAAACGGUAAACGCGGAUUACGAUGAAGCAGGUAAGAUGCGGAAGUUGCAACUAAGUGAGAUAGAAGAAAUUCGAGAUGAAGCUUACGAGUGUGCAGCGGCAUACAAAGAUAAGCUUAAAAAGGUUCAUGACGCGAAAAUCAAGAAGCCAACCUUUGAAGUGGGUCAGAAAGUUUGGUUGUAUAAUUCGAGGUUGAAAUUAUUCGUGGGUAAGUUAAAAAGCAAAUGGAUAGGCCCAUAUGUCAUUAGGCGAGUUGGAAGAUUUGGUGACGUUGAUAUCGAAGACAUUCAUACCAACAAGCAACAAACGGUGAAUGGACAUCGGUUAAAGCCAUACUUGGAAGGAAACGACAUUAGUAAUUUGGAGCUUGACAAAGUGGGCUACAUCCUACGCCCAGUGGAUGAGGAACAACCAUAA